Sesamum indicum (sesame) is the source of this 573-nucleotide messenger RNA. RefSeq lists its product as uncharacterized. Lineage: Eukaryota; Viridiplantae; Streptophyta; Magnoliopsida; Lamiales; Pedaliaceae. The record is from RefSeq and is a predicted model, not a curated record.
AGAAAGAAAACAAAAAUUCUUUAGUAUUAAGCAAAUGAGGCUAAUAUGGGAAACAAAUGAACACAAACUAAUUAGUAUGUAGCCCCCACAUUUUCACACACAUUAACCCUUUUAAAGUUUUCCUCUUUUUAUUACCUUCCCCCUUUGCAGAGUGGCAUUGGUAUCAUCCUUCCAGUUCCCAUUUCACAACCAGUCCCAUGGCCAUGAUAUUCACACUUCUCCUCCAUCUCUUUCUUUUCUCUUUGGCCACAGCCUCAACCUCCAUUCAUGACCUGCUGAAGAGCAGAGGCUUGCCUGCUGGGCUUUUUCCAAAGAAUGGUGUGAAGUCUUAUGAACUUGGUGAAGAUGGGCUACUGCAAGUGUACUUGGACUGGCCCUGUGUCGCCAAGUUUGAGACAAGGGUUAUGUUUGAAAGUGUUGUGAGGGCUAAUCUUAGUUAUGGUGGGUUGAUUGGAGUGGAGGGCCUGUCUCAAGAAGAGCUGUUUUUGUGGUUGCCUGUUAAGGACAUCAUUGUUUAUGAUCCUUCCUCUGGCCUUAUUCUGUUUGACAUUGGAGUGGCUCACAAACAGAUGU